AUGAAGUUCGUUAUUUUAUUGGUGUUGGCGUGCUUGGCUGUUUUCACCACCGCUGAUUUGAUCGAAUGCCAAAUGUGUGAAAUGUCGGUGAAGAUGGUUGUUCCGAUGUUGGGAGAAGAUACUAACACUAUCAAGCAAGUAAGUCUGAUUUUGAUUUGAAGUUUCUGAUUUCAAAAAAUUAUGUUUUCAAAACUUAGAAUUUGAAAUUUUAUUUAGACUGCGCAAUUUAUUAAAAUUAAUUAACAAUGAAAGUUAAAAUUGAAAUUCACAAAACGAAAAUAACUUCUGAAUUUUUUUAAACCCCCGACUAACCCUGAAUCGACAAAACUGUCACAUUCAGAACUCUAAAUGCCUACAAAGCGGUUAGGGAAGUUCGUGAACUCUUUGAACGUCUGUAAUUUUUCUGAAACCCCAAAAAUCCCCACAUUUCCAGUCCGUCGAUGCUGAAUGCAAAAAAGAGUUUCACGCCAUCCCAUUCGCCACCCAAAAAUGCAAAAAAUUCGUCGACGAAAAACUUCAACCAAUCAUCAACGAGCUCGAAAAUGGAACUGCUCCAAAAGACGUGUGCAAAAAAUUGAGCAUGUGUUAA
Caenorhabditis angaria is the source of this 589-nucleotide messenger RNA. The record is from the annotation of a GenBank genome assembly. NCBI's taxonomy places the organism in Eukaryota, Metazoa, Nematoda, Chromadorea, Rhabditida, Rhabditidae.